Closterium sp. NIES-67 is the source of this 2128-nucleotide messenger RNA. The record is from the annotation of a GenBank genome assembly. NCBI's taxonomy places the organism in Eukaryota, Viridiplantae, Streptophyta, Zygnematophyceae, Desmidiales, Closteriaceae.
UCAAAAACUGGGCAAUCAAGCAGUUUCGCAGCGCCUAAGAAGUGCAUGCACCCUCCCGCCUCACUCUCACCUUGGAGCCGCGUCGUCUGGUGAUAAAAAUCGCCCGUAGCAUGCGAUUUUACGCCGUACCUUCCUCCCACCCUUCUCGUCGCGACCAGCCCUCCUGCUGCUUGCGCGGGCCGCUGUCCAUGCUGCCCGCUGCUCGCGCUGCUCGCGCUCGCACUGCCCGCUGCCGCUUGCCGCUGUCCCCUGCUCGUGCUGCCCGCUGCCGCCCGCUGCUCGCGCUGCCCACUGUCCGCUGCUCGCCGCCCGCUGCGCUCCGCCCGCUGCUCGCCACCCGCUGCGUGCCGCCCGCUGCUAGCCGCCCGCUGCGCGCCGCAUGCUGCUCACCGACUGCUGCCCGCCGCCCGCUGCUCGCCGCCCGCUGCUCGCCCGCUGCCCGCCCGCCCGCUCGCCCGCGCGCGCAGCCUCCAGCGCAGCCGCCGCAGCCGCAGUUGCAGCCGCGGGAAGGGGAAGGAUAGAGGACGGAUAGGGGAAGGAAAGAGAGGUGGCAAAGGGGAAGGAGAGAGGACGGGAAGGGGAAGGAGAGAGAGGACAGAAAGGGGAAGGAGAGAGGGUGGGAAGGGGAAGGAUAGAGGACGAAUAGGGGAAGGAGAGAGAGGGCGGGAAGGGGAAGGAGAGAGGACCGUUGGGGGAGGGAGAGAGGACCGUAGGGGGAAAGAGAGACGACCUUUGCCCCUGCACUCAUGCUCGCCCCCAGCACCCAUGCCUUUCCCUCGUUAUCGGCGCCCUCCGUCAACCAACCACCCUCCUUCCCCGCAGGAGCUGGCAGCCUUCCGAGAGAAAAGGCAGAGAGAGUAAGGGCGAAUUUUGUGCCCUUCCGUGCCCCUCUCAUUGCCCUCAAUCCCAGCGUCUUCCCCUCUCUUCCUCUCCGCUUCCCCCUCUCUUCCUCUCCGCCUCCCCCUCUCUUCCUCUCCGCAUCCCCCUCUCUUUCUCUCCGCCUCCCCCUCUCUUCCUCUCCGCCUCCCCCUCUCUUCCUCUCCGCCUCCCCCUCUCUUCCUCUCCGCCUCCCCCUCUCUUCCUCUCCGCUUCCUCCCUCCUGCUCCCAUUGUCUCCCCCUGCUUUCAUUGCUCCCCCUCCCAUUGUAUCCCCCUGCUUUCAUUGCUCCCCCUCCCAUUCUCUCCCCCUGCUUUCAUUGCUCCCCCUCCCAUUCUCCCCCUGCUUUCAUUGCUCCCCCUCCCAUUGUCUCCCCCUGCUUUCAUUGCUCCCGCUCCCAUUCUCCCCCCCUGCUUUCAUUGCUCCCCUUCCCAUUCUCUCCCCCUACUUUCAUUGCUCCCCCUCCCAUUCUCCCCCUGCUUUCAUUGCUCCCCCUCCCAUUGUCUCCCCCUGCUUUCAUUGCUCCCGCUCCCAUUCUCUCCCCCUGCUUUCAUUGCUCCCCCUCCCAUUCUCUCCCCCUACUUUCAUUGCUCCCCCUCCCAUUCUCUCCCCCUGCUUUCAUUGCUCCCCCUCCCAUUCUCUCCCCCUACUUUCAUUGCUCCCCCUCCCAUUCUCUCCCCCUGCUUUCAUUGCUCCCCCUCCCAUUCUCUCCCCCUACUUUCAUUGCUCCCCCUCCCAUUCUCUCCCUGCUUUCAUUGCUCCCCCUCCCAUUCUCUCCCCCUGCUUUCAUUGCUCCCCCUCCCAUUCUCUCCCCCUGCUUUCAUUGCUCCCGCUCCCAUUCUCUCCCCCUGCUUUCAUUGCUCCCCCUCCCAUUCUCUCCCCCUUCUUUCAUUGCUCCCCCUUCCAUUCUCCCACUGCUUUCGUUCCUCAUCCCUGCUCCAGUUCUCACCCCUUCGUCAUUCUUCCUCCCCUCGUGUCUUCCAUUUCCUCCCAUUCCUCUCCCUCAUUCCCUUCUCACCCCCGUUUUGCUGGUUUCAGGGCGGGCACGGCUGCCCUGGGGACAUGACCUUUGGGGGGUGCCAUUUUCACCCGAAUUUUACCGCGUAUUUGCGUGUAUGGAUUUUAGGGGAAUUCACAGGUGCAUGCAAUGAAAUGAAAUUUAUAAGCCCAUGUGCUAACAAAAAGGGAUUUGACUCGCCGUGUAAUAUUCGUAGCACCAUUUCCUUGUGUCCCUACUGUUGGACCAAAUAUG